GAGCACAGCGCAGCGCCGCACCAAGUCGAGUCGGAGCUGGCCUGGCGCCGCGCGCAGAGAGUGUGCAGACGUCCGCGGAGCUCGGCUUCUCCCUUAGCCUCGAGGACUGAAACUUCCGUGGGAGGCUCCUAUCGGCGCUCACCUCCUGAGGGCGCACCAGCGAGGGGGAGAGGGAAAGCCGGACGGAGGCUGCCUGGCGCCUGGGGAAUCGCGCUACAAUCGAGGAGCCAGGACCAGCAGUUCGCUUGGACCCGCGCCCAGCAGCAGCAGCCGCGGCGGCCGCCAGCCGGACAGACCCUCGGGGCUGUAGCGGGAGGUACGCCGGGCCCUCUCCGGUGUCCUGGACGCUCCCGGGGCGGCAUGCGUUGGGAGGAUUGACCGGUAAGGGGAGCGUGGGAGCCGCAACGCCGAGGACUGCCCGGGCUGCGUGGCCGAAGCCAUGUGGACGGAGUUCGGAGCUGAGGAGACUGAGCGCUGCCGGCCGCUGCACUUGCUGCUUGGAACCCUGCGCGCGCUGCCCGCUUUCUUUGCGGUUUCUGGCUGCCCGCGAAAUGAAUAAAGAAGGGGAGAUGCACCCCACUCGCGUACGGGACUCCCACGCUUAAACCCCGGGGCAGUGACCUGGCUUCAGAUCUGCAGCGGAGUGCCCAGCAGUCAUCGGCUCCAGUGAGCGUCCCCUCGGGGAUGCACGGGGAGGGUCUGGUUGCGGGUGAAGCCUCCAGGGAUUGAGGGACAGCAGCCCCGGACGCCCUCUGAUUCUGCACCUCGAGAAUUCCCAAACAGCUAGUGCCAUUGGGACGGCAAGUCCUGGAAGGGACCUGGUCUCCCAGCUUUCGAAGGGAAUGACUUAGGAGCCCUAGCCUUAUAGCCUGGCGUCGACGGCUCCCGAGGUCGCGGCAGAGGGGAGUGGCUUUUGUGGAAAACGCCGCCGAAGCGAUAGUCAGCGAAGAGUCCCGGUAUUCACAGGGCACAAUUCUCCGAGAAUACUCUGUGUUCUCCGGAGGCUCUUCGCCUGCGCCCAGGGUGGUGCCAUGUGGGGCGGACGCCGCUCAUCCGCCGCCUCCUCCCUGAACACCGCUUCGCUCUUGCAGCUGCUGCUGGCUGCGCUGCUGGCGGCGGGGGCGCGGGCCAGCGGCGAGUACUGCCACGGCUGGCUGGACGCGCAGGGCGUCUGGCGGAUAGGCUUCCAGUGCCCCGAGCGUUUCGACGCCGGCGAUGCCACCAUCUGCUGCGGCAGCUGCGCGUUGCGCUACUGCUGUUCUAGCGCCGAGGCGCGUCUGGACCAGGGCGGCUGUGACAACGACCGCCAGCAGGGCGCGGGUGAGCCUGGUCGGGCGGACAAAGACAGCCCCGAUGGCUCGGCAGUGCCCAUCUAUGUGCCAUUCCUGAUCGUUGGCUCUGUGUUUGUGGCCUUUAUCAUCUUGGGGUCCUUUGUGGCAGCCUGUUGCUGCAGAUGUCUCCGGCCGAAGCAGGAGCCCCAGCAGAGCAGAGCCCCGGGGGCCAACCGCUUGAUGGAGACUAUCCCCAUGAUUCCCAGCGCCAGCACUUCCCGGGGGUCAUCCUCCCGCCAGUCCAGCACAGCUGCCAGUUCCAGCUCCAGUGCCAACUCAGGGGCCCGGGCACCCCCAACAAGGUCACAGACCAACUGUUGCUUGCCUGAGGGGACUAUGAACAAUGUGUAUGUUAACAUGCCCACAAAUUUCUCCGUGCUGAACUGUCAGCAGGCAACCCAAAUUGUGCCACAUCAAGGGCAGUACCUACAUCCCCCAUAUGUGGGGUACACAGUGCAACAUGACUCUGUGCCCAUGACACCUGUGCCCCCUUUCAUGGAUAGCCUACAGCCUGGCUACAGGCAGAUUCAGUCCUCCUUCCCCCACACUAGCAGUGAACAGAAGAUGUACCCUGCGGUGACUGUAUAGCUCACAAGUCACCCACUGGAUUCCCUUAUAAGGCUGAGAAAAACUGGGAUGGAUUCUUCAGAUGGAAGCCUGUGCAUGUCAAUGGUAUUUAUGGCACAGUUGUUUUGUGUGGCUUCAUUUGCCCCCAAACUGUAGGAAACGUCUCUGAAUUAGCGUUUCUGGAUGUGUUUCAUCCCAGUGUAUGGAUGGAUUCAUGAUGGACAAAUAACAUCCACUGGAGCUGCCACCUGUGUUGUUGAUGUGACAAAUGCUUGAGCCCUUAAGUGCCCUUGAGGUGUGGUACCAGAAGAAUUUUGUACACUGAUGAAUUAAGGGAUUUAUUAUGUCAUCAUUAUUAUUUCUUUUUGUUGUUGGGUUUUAACUAUACAAGAAUAGAAUACUCACCUCCCUUUUACCUGGGCCAUUUUUUUUUUACAGGCAUCUAAGGUGAAGGGAAGACAUGAAUAACACAGUUAUUAUAAAAAGAAACCAGUUUGAACUCUAUGAGAUUAGUCAUCAAUCUCACUAUUCCAUAGGCACAUCUUAUUUCAUUGUAAAAAGAUAUAUAUAUUUUGUCUAUUUUUGUGCUUUUUUGCCCUGUUUUGUGCUUUUUUUUUUACCUUGUGUAGAGACCUUAUUACCAAAUGAUUUUCUACAUUAUAAAGAGACUGAAAGAAAUUGUGUAGUUCCUUAACAAAUGAGGACAUUUCAGAACUCUGGGAUUAUUUUAAUCUUGAAGUAGUGGGUGGUCUAGUAAUGAAACCAUUCAUCCCUUUCUUGAUGGUAUCUCAAUAUUCUGGCUUUACUGGGACGUCUGAGAAGUAAUUGGAUUUUUUAAAAUACUGAAAUCAUAAAACCAUCACCUACUACUUCUCUGGGUUGCUUUUAAUUUUGCCAUGCAUAUGGCUUGGCAUUUUGUUCUGCUUGAUUUUCAGAUCCCCUUGUCUAUGUAGCAGUGAGGGCAUAGUUAUAAAUGAAUAUCAGUAUUUCUACCUAGAUCUGAUAAAACAUUUUUUGUGUUUUAAUCAUAAAAAUUCAAAGGAAUGUUUUGUAUAGCUUCUCAGUUAUAACCUGAGACAUGGAGUGAAAUUUAAACCUCAGACAUGGCAUUACUUUGCAAAUCAUAAGGCUUUUAUACUCUUGUUAGCAAAAGUAGCAUAUUUUUCAAGGAAUAAGGACAAUUAAGUCAAGAGAAAAACUUUUCAAAGAGAUAUUGCCUUUGUUCCCCCACAGUUCAUAUUAUUCUUUUUCAGGCCUCAAUAAGCACUGUAUUCAUUGCCAAUGUUUUGAAUUACCAAAAUCAAAUGGAUUUAUUUGUGUAUUACUUACUUAUUAAAAGUUUUAAGUAUAUGCAAGUAAAUUUUCAACUGCUAGCAAAACAAAGAUUUGUAAUUAAACAAAUCAUUGUAAGAUAUGGUCUUUUACACAUUUAUGUCAGUGGCUACCUGUCAUCUAUUCUUCUAUCAUCUAUCUCAUGACUGAAUAAUGUUAAGCCAUUGUUGGCAACGGGUAUCAAUAAAGAUACUCAAUCAUAAUUUUUAAUAACCAAAGGCAGGGGAAAAACAUUACUUAUUAAUAAAUAUUUUAUGGUGUGAAUUUCUAA
Messenger RNA from Marmota monax (woodchuck), 3501 nucleotides. RefSeq names its product shisa family member 2 (gene Shisa2). Gene Ontology annotation, cellular component: endoplasmic reticulum. Gene Ontology annotation, biological process: negative regulation of fibroblast growth factor receptor signaling pathway; negative regulation of Wnt signaling pathway. The record is from RefSeq and is a predicted model, not a curated record. The transcript is spliced from 2 exons. Lineage: Eukaryota; Metazoa; Chordata; Mammalia; Rodentia; Sciuridae. Bases 1032 to 1919 code for a protein of 295 amino acids.